Messenger RNA from Macrobrachium nipponense, 582 nucleotides. RefSeq names its product sporozoite surface protein 2-like. The record is from RefSeq and is a predicted model, not a curated record. Lineage: Eukaryota; Metazoa; Arthropoda; Malacostraca; Decapoda; Palaemonidae. The coding region runs from base 1 to 582 and encodes 193 amino acids. The transcript has 2 exons.
AUGUGGGCAAAUCGUGCGUCUGGCAGCGUUAUAGAUGCCAACUGCACAGGCCCCCACCUGGGUAUAGCUGAAAGUUUAAUGGGACGCGGCUCGGGCAGCAGUAAUUCGCCCACAAUUUCGAAUUCGCCCACAAGUCAGAAUUCGCCCACAAUUUCGAAUUCGCCCAAGAGUCAGAAUUCGCCCACAAUUCCGAAUUCGCCCACAAGUCAGAAUUCGCCCACAAGCAAUAAUUCGCCCACAAUUCCGAAUUCCACCACAAUUCCGAAUUUGCCCACAAGUCAGAAUUCACCCACAAGUAAGAAUUCCCCCACACAUAAGAAUUCGCCCACAAUUCCGAAUUCCCCCACAAUUCCGAAUUCGAUCCAAAAGUCAGAAUUCGCCCACAAGUCCAUAUUCGCCCACUGGUCCGAAUUUGCCCACAAUUUCGAAUUCGCACAAAAGUCAGGAUUUGCUCACAAGUCCGAAUUCGCCCAAAAGUCCGAAUUCACUCACAAGUCCGAAUUUGCCCACAAUUUCAAAUUCGCCCAAAAGUCCGAAUUCACCCACAAGUCCGAAUUUGCCCACAAUUUCAAAUUCGCCUAA